AUGCCUUUGAUUUUCCAAAUGAUUCUCAACGGGACAGAUUCCGUCAAGAAGGCUGUUGUGUACGUUGUGGAUCUCAUGGUCAUUGAGCUGAAAACCGUCUAUUCCGUCCACAUUCUCCUAAGCCCUAUCACUGUCAAACUGCCAGACGAAUCUGAUGUUAGUGAGAUAUGGAAGGAAACCUAUAAGGAUCUGGUGAAUGAUGGUCAAGGCGGUUAG
Paracoccidioides lutzii Pb01 is the source of this 216-nucleotide messenger RNA. RefSeq lists its product as hypothetical. The record is from RefSeq and is a predicted model, not a curated record. The coding region runs from base 1 to 216 and encodes 71 amino acids. The transcript has a single exon.